AUGCCUACAAACAAAGACCUCGCCGGCAAAGUCGCCAUAAUCACAGGCUCCAGCCGCGGCAUCGGAGCUGCCAUAGCCCUCAAGUUUGCCCAGCGCGGUGCAGACAUAGCCAUCAACUACGUCUCAAAUGCCUCAGCCGCCGAGACCGUCGCAGGCCAAAUCCGUGCCCUAGGUGUCCGCGCCAUCACACUCCAGGCAGACGUUUCCCAAGAAGAAGAAGUCAAGGCCAUGUUCGAGACUCUCAUUCGUGAAUUCGGACGCCUUGACAUUGCCGUGAGCAACUCUGGCAUUGAGCAUUUCGGCGAUCUCUCCGAAGUCAAGGGCAGCGAUAUCGACGCCGUCUUUGCGGUCAAUGUCAAAGGACAGUACUUUGUUGCGCAGCAGGCUUAUCGAUUCAUGGAAGAUUACGGGCGGGUGAUGCUGACUUCGUCGAUUUCAGCCGUCAAGGGUGUCCCUCGCCACGCCGUCUAUGCUGCCUCCAAAGCCGCCGUGCAGGGCAUGACCAAGUGUCUUGCUGUGGACUUUGGGGCGCGCAAUAUCACUGUCAAUUGCAUUGCUGCUGGUGGCGUCAAGACUGAUAUGUAUGCUGAGAUGUCGGCGAAGUACAUCCCUGGCGGUGACAAGAUGAAUCCGCAGCAGAUCGAUGAGGCUCUGAGUAAGUGGUCGCCGCUUGGUCGGCCCGGGGAAGUAGAGGAUGUUGCGGGAGUGGCGUCUUUGAUUGCUAGUCCUGAGUCGCAGUGGUUGACUGGGCAGACUUGGCAGGUUUCUGGCGGUGCUUACAUGGCUUAG
This is a messenger RNA of Penicillium soppii, 789 nucleotides long. RefSeq lists its product as uncharacterized. The record is from RefSeq and is a predicted model, not a curated record. The transcript is spliced from 3 exons. Lineage: Eukaryota; Fungi; Ascomycota; Eurotiomycetes; Eurotiales; Aspergillaceae. Gene Ontology annotation, molecular function: oxidoreductase activity, acting on the CH-OH group of donors, NAD or NADP as acceptor. The coding region runs from base 1 to 789 and encodes 262 amino acids.